Chilo suppressalis (striped riceborer) is the source of this 3567-nucleotide messenger RNA. The record is from the annotation of a GenBank genome assembly. NCBI's taxonomy places the organism in Eukaryota, Metazoa, Arthropoda, Insecta, Lepidoptera, Crambidae.
UUAUAGACAGGCAGUUUGUGCACUGUCUUAUCUAGUAGUUGGCAAGCACCCUCAUAUUAUAGCGUAAAGGGUGAGCGUCGUCUUAAAAAUUUUGGACAACCUAUCACCAGAAGAUGCUAUCCUUGUAAACAUUAGCUCCGUCGAAAUUAAUUCAUAAAAAUUAAAAAACCCCGUUUUUAUUAAAAGUUUAGCAAAAGUAGUUUAAUUCUUAUCACAACUGUGCUCAGUAAUUGUACACAACGUUUUCCGUAUAUCAAUUGUCAAGAAAAAGUGCAGUUUAAUGUGUGAUAACUAUGAAGAAGAAAUAGGAUAAAAAUUAUACUAACAGUGCAUAAAACAGUGAGUACUAUUGACAAAAGUAUUAAACACAUCAAGAUAGUGAUCAAUAAUAAGCUAACAUAACGUAAAUCUGUGUUAUUGUGCGAUAGUGAGUGUGCGUUUUUUAUUCAAUUUGAGUCAGUGCUUAAAGCUACGUUCAUUCUGUGUGAUGAGAUUGGUUGACAAUACAACACUGAUACCCAAUCAAGUCAGCUACCACUUAUACUCAAAUAUUGGUAUCUAAAAUUUGUCGUCUGCGUAGCGCUUGAGAUGGCGUCGACGUUAAAUCAUACACCGUUAAGUCUUCGAGGCACCAAGUUCGAGACCACGAAGGAAGAUUUAAUAAAUAUAUUUUUUUUUCUCAUCUCAUAAUGGAAAAUAAAUUAAAAAACCCUCGAAAGUUAUUCAAAUAUCAUCGGUGACUUGUUUUAAAUGUAAAUCAACAAGAGCUAAAAGAGAUGCUGUUUUUUGUUCGAGCUGCCAUAAAAAUUUUGACUUUGAUUGCUUGGGUUUAUCAGAAAAGCUCUACAUGUUGAUGAAACCAGAUAAAAGGAAAACAAUAAUGUGUGACCCGUGUACAUUGCUCUCAAAAUUUAUUAAAAUCCCACCUAAGUUAUCCAAUAUACCUGAGACAAGAUAUGUUGCAAACAAGAGAAGAAUAGUUUCUCCUUCAGAAAAAACUAUUAAUACCCCAACAACAUCCAUAAAGUUUCUAUCCCCUUGCAGUGAAUCCAUCGAGGGCGAUACAUUUUCUUCAAACGAAGAGGAGAUAUUUGAUAGAUCAUCGGAAGAAAUAUUAUCUAGAAGUGAGGAUUUUACAACUCAAGCUGGCGACUUAAAUUAUACAAAAGAACUAGAAGAGAAACUCACCGAAAUUAGUGCUAACUUACUAAGUACAGAAAAUGAACUCGAAAAUACCAUAAUAGAAAAUAAUGAGCUAAAAAGACAGAUUAUUAGAUUGAAUAAGGAAAUUAAUUUGCUAAAAAAUGUUUGCCUGUCGCCACCUUCCGCUAAGAAAAAUAAAAAGAAAAGUUGUCUGGAUGCUUAUGAUAUUUGCCCGGGUUCCAUGUUACCCCCUAAGGAAGCCGAAAGAAGUAUAAAUUCAACUAAUAAAUUAAUGCCAAAUAACGAAAAUCAACCUAAGAAGAUAGCCCCAGAAUCACAUACAAAUACUAUUUACAGAAAAAACAAGUUACUUUUAUUAAGCAAUAGCAGGAAAAGAGGUAUUUUAAACCUAAUAGAAAAUAUUGACAUCCCUACCCGUUUCAACUUUUUUCAUCACUCAAGCCCCGGUAUAUACAAAUUGUUAGAAAAUAUAGAACAAAAAACAUGUAACUUUACGACUGCAGAUUAUGUGGUAAUAUUAAUUGGUGAAACGGAUUUUGAAAAGUCAAACAAUUACUUGAACCUGGUUUCAUAUAUUCGAAAUAAGCUAUCUAAGAUAAAAAAUACAAAUGUCAUACCAUGUUCACCAACUUAUAUCUGUGGAUCUAUGUUGUUUAACGGUAGGGUUGAGACUUUCAAUGUGUUGCUAUGGUUUGAUGUAAGUAAUCAUAAUUAUGCUUGUUUUGUAGACUCUAACUGUUAUUUGAAUUUUGACAUGUUUUCAUCAUAUACUGGCAAACUUAACAAGAGUAGUCUUAAAUGUAAUGAUGUGUUAAAUUACAUAAAAAUAGUUCCUCCGGAAAAUGUAACGAGCCUGGUUAAAUCGGACAAAACGUUUUUUCUCUAAGAAAUUUAUAGUUUUAAGUCAGAAUAUACAGAGCUUAAGGCAUAAACAACAUUUGAUGGACGCAUACUUAGAUAAUAAACCACAUAUUGGUGCUUUGUGUUUAACAGAAACUUGGCUAAGAGCUGAAAAUUUGGACAUUUUGCAAAUAAAUGGUUUCAUAUUAGCCUCAUAUUUUUGUCGUUAAAAUUAUAAAGGUUAAAGUGUGUGUAUAAUGUUAAGAGACGCCAUAGAAUUUAGCGAACAGAGGGAUAUUACAAGUAUGUCUAUAGAAUAUGUAUUUGAAAUAUGCGCUGUUAAAACCACAAGCUUGAAAAAUUUACUUCUAGUUGAACUAAAAAAUAUUAAGUGGGAUGAGAUAAUAAAAGAGAGCCAUAGCGUGAAUCAAAAUUACAAUUCUUUUCAUACAACGUUAAAAAGUAUAUUAGAUAGAGUUAUACCUAGAAAACAAAUAAAAAUAAAAGGAAGAUCCUUUAAAGGCUGGCUUACCAUUAAGCCAAUUCACAAAAAAGGAGACAAAACCGACAUAAAUAAUUAUCGCCCUAUUGCACAGUUAUGCACCUCAUCUAAAAUCAUAGAAACUGCUAUGUGUCGAAGGUUGAACAGUUUCUGUGAGAAGUUUCAAAUAUUCGAUGAGAGUCAGUUUGGAUUUAGGAAGAAAAGAUCAACUACCAUGGCUGUGUAUCAUUAUAUACAGAAAGCACUUGAAAUUAUAAAUAAUAAACAAUGUGCAAUCGGUAUUUUGCUCGAUCUAAGCAAAACAUACGAACGAGUAUCAUUCAAAAUCAUACUUUCGAAACUUUAUGGCAUUGGUGUGAGAGGAAUCGCCCACAAUUGGUUUGCAUCGUACUUGAGUGGUCGGCAACAGUGUGUGGAGGUUGACAAGUAUGAUCCAAUAACGGGAGGUAUUACAAACUGCAGAUCAGAGAAAUGUGAAAUGCCAAACUCCAUACCACAAGGCACCGUACUGGGCUGUGUUCUUUUCCUGGUGAUUGUGAACGAUUUUCCAAAAGUGAUACAGAAUCAUUGUGUAGCCUUUACUGAUGAUGUGUCUGUAUUAUUUCCAUGCGCUCCACUUUCCUCAGUGAACACUAAGCUCUCCUAAAUAUUCGAAAACAUCAUGGAAUGGUUAAGCGAUCAUAGUUUGGAAAUAAAUUUAAAAAAAAAACCAAGUUAAUGCAAUUCAGACCACGACAAAAGAAUCCAAUAGAAAUUAAAUUAUCCAUGGGCCAAACAAUUAUUGAAUGUGUCCAUAAUUUCACACUGCUCGGCUUAGAAAUAGAUACCAACAUUACAUGGAAGGCCCACAUUGAAAAAAUAAAAAAUAAAUUGUCACGCUUUAUAUACGCCUUGUCUGAAAUAAAACGUAGCACAGACUUACAAACCGCUGUUGCAGCAUAUUACACCUAUGCUUAUUCUUGGCUACAUUACGGUGUGAUAUUAUGGGGGAAUAGCACUGCUGUCCAAGGUUUGUUCGUGAUACAAAAGAAAUGCAUAAGAAUACUAGUCAACAUUGAACA